This is a messenger RNA of Cicer arietinum (chickpea), 1454 nucleotides long. Its product is annotated as tetraspanin-2. The record is from RefSeq and is a predicted model, not a curated record. Gene Ontology annotation, biological process: auxin-activated signaling pathway. NCBI's taxonomy places the organism in Eukaryota, Viridiplantae, Streptophyta, Magnoliopsida, Fabales, Fabaceae. Gene Ontology annotation, cellular component: membrane.
GGCCUAAAGUCCUAAACCACGAGUUUAUAAACAAUGUGCCCAUGGUCCCUUUCCUAAAAUCUCUCCUCAUAGUACUCACUCAACUUUCAAUUCUCAAAAGUCUAAAAGUUAGCACAUUCACUCAACAAAACUAAAAUUUCCACCCACUAUUUUCCCAAAAAGUAAAGUAAAAGAAAAAGAGUGAGUAACUAACUAAGAUGGGUGUAAGCAACAACAUAACAGCAACUCUAAACUUCAUAGCCAUAUUAUCCUCAAUUCCCAUAAUAGCCUCCGGAAUUUGGCUAGCAUCAAACCAAGACAACCAAUGUAUCAACCAUUUCCGAUGGCCAAUUGUCAUACUAGGAAUCCUCGUACUCCUCGUUUCUUUAGCUGGUUUUGUCGGUGCUUAUUGGAACAAACAAGGUCUUUUGGCACUUUACCUUUUCACUAUGGCGCUUCUCAUAGCUAUCCUCCUUAUAAUCCUUGUCUUUGCCUUUGUCGUUACAAGACCCAAUGGAAUCUAUGUUGUUCCUGGAAGAGGGUAUAAAGAGUAUAGUUUAAAUGGAUUUUCUUCUUGGCUAAAGAAGCAUGUUACUGGUUCUGGAAGUUGGGAGAAGAUUAGGUCGUGUUUGGCUGUUUCUGAUGUUUGUAUUAAACUUACCCAGAAUUAUAUCACCGCUGAUCAAUUUUUCAGUUCUCAUAUCUCUCCGUUACAGUCAGGAUGUUGCAAACCUCCAACAAUAUGUGGAUACAAUUAUGUGAGUCCCAUAACAUGGACAAACCCUGUGAAUCCAAUGGCUGAUUCAGAUUGCUACCUGUGGAACAAUGAUCAAAACCAACUAUGCUACAAUUGUAAUGCUUGCAAAGCUGGUCUACUUGGAAACCUAAGAAAAGAAUGGAGGAAAGCAAAUAUUGUUCUGAUUGUUGCAGUGGUUGUUCUUAUAUGGGUUUAUGUCAUUGCUUGUAGUGCCUUUAAGAAUGCCCAAACUGAAGACCUCUUUAACCGUUACAAACAGGGUUGGGUUUGACAUCUCUCAUCAAAUCAAAUCUAAUGAUUUCCACAAUGUUUGAACUUUGCAGCUGCAGUAGGAUCCAAAUCCGAGUAUAUCCUCAUUUCUCACUUAGAACAUUUUCAACUUUUUUAUACUGAGUCUUUUUAUUGUUAGCUCUCUAUUUAUAUGCAUUGUAAGUAAGUUCUCAUGUGAUGUGAAGUUUUUCGUGUAUGGAUCAUCUUCAGCUGCUGCACAGUAUGUAGAGUUGUCAGGUUUAGAUAAAUAAAUUUUCUCUAUAUAAUCUGAAAACUCUACUUACUGUAAUACGGUAUAUUGUAAAGAUAUGAUCAUAUGAGUGUUUUUAUAUAAGAAAAAGUAUGGUCCAAGCAUAUGAUUAAAGUGAUUCUAUAUUGUAAAGAUGUGAUCAUAUGAGUGUUUUUAUAUUUUAAUACUAUCAACUAUCAAGAUAUUCAUGAGCAUAAA